AAAGCGUAAUAAAAUGUGUGGUGGAUGAAAUUUUGUUUAUUGAGUGAUGUGUGAUUUGCUGUUAAUUAAUUUUUGUGAAUGAAAUUUGUUAUUUUUCUAAAAAACUUCUGACUCAUCGAAAUGUUUGAACAAAACUGUAUCACUAUUCCAUAACAUUGUCUUUCUUUUUUGUUAUGAAGACCCUGUUCACUUAACUUGAAUAGCUAAAAUGGCGGAUAGUGCUAGUGAAAGCGAUAGCAGCUCUGUAGAUGGGGGAAUGUUAAUUCCCUCAUCUCCAGCUUCGCGAGAACAGUUCCAAAAACGUAUUGAAUCAUUGCAGCAGGAAAAUAGGGUUCUAAAAAUGGAACUAGAUACAUAUAGAUUGAGAGUAAAGAGUCUUCAAGAAGAAAAUAAGGCAUUGAGACAAGCGAGUGUCAAUAUCCAAGCUAAAGCAGAGCAAGAAGAAGAAUUUAUUAGCAACACUUUACUGAAGCAGAUCAAAACUUUAAAAAAGGAGAAGGAAACUCUUGCUCUGAAUUAUGAACAGGAAGAAGAAUGUUUAACUAAUGACUUAUCCAGAAAAUUAAAUCAGCUAAGACAAGAAAAAGUCCAAUUGGAACAGACUUUAGAACAAGAGCAAGAAGCUCUGGUAAACAAGUUAAUGAGAAAAAUUGAGAAACUUGAGGCAGAAACUCUAGGCAAGCAAAAUAAUUUGGAACAAUUACGACGAGAGAAAGUUGAGUUGGAAAAUACAUUGGAACAAGAACAGGAAGCAUUGGUGAAUAGGUUGUGGAAAAGAAUGGAUAAAUUAGAAGCAGAAAAAAGAAUGCUCCAAGAAAAACUUGAUCAGCCUGUGUCAGCUCCACCAUCUCCGAGAGAUAUUAACAAUGGCGAUCUAGCUGCAAAUUUGACGAUGCAUGUGCAGCAUUUGCGUAAUGAAGUAGCCAAGCUUAAAACUCAACUUCUGAAUGCACAACAAGAGCAUUCUGAAAAGAUGGCUCAAUUUGCCAUGGAAGAACGUCAUGGCAGAGAAGAAAAUUUGCGCCUUCAGAGAAAACUUCAAAUGGAGGUAGAACGACGUGAAGCUCUGUGCCGUCAUCUUUCUGAAAGUGAAUCUAGUCUUGAAAUGGAUGAAGAAAGGUAUUUUAAUGAAAUGGCAUACUCUUUGCAUGCUCGUCCAAGAGCUGCAUCUAGUCCCGUUUUCCACAAUCCUUCACCCAGUUCAUCUAGACCUCUAAGCCCAGGUGGAAAAGAUGCUUUUAGUCCUCCAAAUCCUAUAGUCGGUCGUUGUCCUCAUUGUAACCAGCCUUGGAAUUCGUCACUGUCUGUUCCAGUGAGUCAACAAACAAAUCUUCCUCAGGCUGUAGGUUCUGGUAGCAUGGCUCACACCUCCGUAGGGUGUCAUACCCAUUCCAAUGAAGAGCCUGAAUCCUCACGAGAAGUUUGUGAAACCAUGUGCUCCUCCUCCAAUCCCCCCAAACACCCCCUCAGCCCCUCCGAAUUAUGCGACGGGAGAAAGGAGCUAAAAAAGAUGAAGCAUACAGGUGGUGAGUCAGAAGACUAAUGUGCCUCUUAUCAAAAGCACUGAAUAGGAGUGACUGAGGCUAGAGGUUCCUGUGCUUUCGAUCAUUUUUGCCAUAAGAGAGCAUCCCGAAGGGUUGUGUGCCUUUUUCCUGCUGUGUGCAGUGCUAACUGCCCUCAUGUAAUUAAUUACACCUUGUGUCUGCUUGAACUUGAUAAUUUUUAUUUUACUUUGAUUUGAGUUUGUAUCAUAUAUUGGCUUAUUUCUUCCCCAGACUCCUAUAUUUGAAUAGGAGAAUAUAUAUAUAUAUAUAUAUAUAUAUAUAUAUAUAUAUAUAUAUAUAUAUAUAUAUAUAUCCUUUUCCAAAGAGCUAAAUUUUUAUAAUUAUGCUAGCGGGAUAAAGUGCAUUAUUAUUAAUUUAAAACCUUGUGGGGUUUUUAGGUAUCAUUGAGUACUUAAAAAUAACUUUUUAUUUGUCAUUAAAUUUCACCUCUGAGCUUCCAUGUAGGUAAUGAUGAGUAUACUUUUUGUAAUAUUGGUACAUACUUUGAAUAUUUUAACAUUAAAUAAUUAUUUGUUAUACAAAGUGAGCACUUUUCCUUUCAUAAUUGUGUUCUGAAAACAGUUAAUAAAUUUUAAGUUUUUAAAUUUUAUGAAUUUAAUCAGAAAUAAAACCUGAAAUUUCUCUUUCUAAUUGCUUGUAUGUCAAAGUUAUAAGUUUUUAUUUUUAAAAUUAGAACUCAAACAUUAUUUUGAUAAGAGAGAGUUGUAAUAUUAUUAUUAUUACUUUUCUUGUGAGCAAGGAAAUUGUGAAUAUUUAUUGCUCCCUCCCUUCAAGUCUCUUUCUUUAGCAGACACUUUAUUAUUUCAAAAGCCAUCUUUAAAAGAAGAAUUGUUGUUAUUAUAUUGAUUUGAAAAGUAAAACUGUGAUAUGAACAUUUACAGAUCUUAAUAGGGAUGUAAAUGCAUAUCAUAAUCUUGUAAUUUCGAAUAUAAUGUUACUUUUGAAAAAGCUUAAAUCAGUAGUCAUUAUUCUUAUAUAAUUUAUUUUCUGAAAUAUCUAGCCAUUGUAUAUAGCUGUACAGAAAUUAUGUGCUAUAAUCAAAAAGAAAAAUUAUUUUCUAAUUAAAAUAAUGUUUUCUUAAUAGCAAAGUUCAUUAAAUUUUUUUAAAAGUAUUUCUUUUAUCACAAAUUCCUAUUGUUUUAAUUGUUUUUAAGAUAACAAUUUCUGCUUAAUCAAUAUUUUGUAUUUUACUUGAUUUUUUUUUCCCCUCCACUUUAAUAUUUUGUUCAUGUAAAGUAAUGCAAAGAAUAAUUCCAGCCUAAUAUUUUCAUAUAUUUUGCAAUCUGGAAAGUAUUUGCUUAUAAGCAUUUAACAUUACAAUUGCAAAAUAUAUUGGAAUUUUUUUUUUAAUGGAGAUAAUCUUUUGACAAAAAUAUGAUUAUUUGUAUGAGUAAUUGGAAAACCACUUUCUUAACUUCAUUUAAUAAAUGUAUUGAUUUGAAGUGCCGGUGUUUUUUUUAAAGGUGAAAAAAAAAGUUUGUAUUAUUAUGCAGAAAAAAAUUAUUGUCUUAUAAUAUAUGAAAUUGGAUUUCCCAUUUUAUUAAAGCCUUCGAAUGUGUAUUGCAUCAUCAUUCAUGGUGUUUAUAUCAAAUUAAUAAAUUGCCGCUUUUCCCCAUGUUCCUAUUGUGUAUUAGAUUUGUAUGGUAUACAUAUAUAUAUAUUCAGCAUAUUUUCUAUGGGUUAGAUCAUUAAUUUAAAAAGAAAUGAUAAAUUACAUCGCAAUUUUUUACAUUCUAAUAUACUGGUAAUAUUCUAAUUUCUGUAAUUCCAGAUCUAUUAUAUUUUUUUUUAAAAAAACUUUUAAUUUGGUUAUUUGUGUACUUUCUACAGAAGAAUUUCAAGACAAACAAAUUUUCAGUAUAAAGUAAGGGUAUAUUUCCGAGAAGAAAUUUUUCAUUUAAAAGUUAACUGGAAUUCAAAAAAUUGUUAUUAAAUAUUCUUAUCCUAAAUUCAUUUUACUGUCUUUCUAUUCUUUUUAGAAGAUAUUAAAUCAUUUUCAUGUGCCAAAAUUUCCUGUAAGUUUUUGCAGAAAAUAAGUCUAUGCAAAAUAAAUUCAUUAUAAUAAAUAUAAUAUUUCAUGUUUUUGUCUUCUGAAAAAAAAAAUUGCUACUUAUAAUUUAUUAGAAACAGUGAUUUACAUUUCUAAAUAUAUCUAUUUUUGUUAAGGGGAGGGGAAGCAAUAGACAGUUUUUUUCCUCCAUUCUUAUAUAACUUCAAAAUCUUUGACAUUAAGGUUCACUGAAAAGUAAUGCUUUUUGCAAAUUAAAAGUUAAUUAAUUGGUUAAACAUGUUUCUCUUCUAAUUACAAGUUCUUUAGAUUUAUACAAUUUUUUAUAUGAAUCUCAUACUUAUAUAUAUUUGAAUAUUUUAGAUUUUCUUUGCUGUUUUAAAGUUUUGUGUGCAUUUUUUUUUUUUUUCCAUCUUUUGAAAAUUUAGUGCCCUAGACCUUCAAUAUAUUUUUUAUUAAUGGGAUAUUUAUAGAUGAUUAACAGGAAAAAUAUGCAUAUUAUUUUAACAGUUUUCAUUUCUGUCUCAAUUGUUGAAUAAAUUGUAAGUAUUCAUUGUAAUUAGAAUAAUUAAGAGAAUUAUAUUCAUAAAUUUAAAUGCUAAAUAUUGUAUAGCUAUAAUGUUUAUCAUAUUUUGUAAAUAAUGUAAAACAUUCCUUUUAAAUUGUAUUUUGUUUUCUUUCAAUUUUUAUUAUUGCAAGUGGCAAUUUUUAUUACAUUUUGGCAUAAAACUGAUCAUCAGAGGUUGAUGCAAUUGUACUAAUUUCAAAUUGUGAACAAAAAAUAGCGUUGAAUAAUAGAAAUGUAAGCUUGUGUAUAUGUAUAUAUUGUGAGCAAUAAAUAUUGUUGCUUUUUUUUAUAGUACUAAAAUUUAGUACACACCUUUUGCGCUUUUUUGUUCUUGUGAAAUAAAUGGUUAUUAAAGUCAAAUAUAUACUUA
Molecule: messenger RNA, 4511 nt
Organism: Argiope bruennichi
Lineage: Eukaryota; Metazoa; Arthropoda; Arachnida; Araneae; Araneidae
Product: coiled-coil domain-containing protein 6-like
Exons: 8
Coding region: 209-1543 (444 amino acids)
Source: RefSeq, a predicted model, not a curated record